This is a messenger RNA of Acyrthosiphon pisum (pea aphid), 720 nucleotides long. RefSeq lists its product as uncharacterized. Bases 1 to 720 code for a protein of 239 amino acids. The record is from RefSeq and is a predicted model, not a curated record. The transcript is spliced from 3 exons. NCBI's taxonomy places the organism in Eukaryota, Metazoa, Arthropoda, Insecta, Hemiptera, Aphididae.
AUGUGGAAAAUACCAAAAAAUGAAAAUGAUUGGAAGGCUAUUGCAAAAGAAUUUGAGCAAAGAUGGAACUUUCCACAUUGCAUUGGCGCGAUUGAUGGUAAACACAUUACCAUCCGUAAACCACCAGGAACAGGCUCCUAUUAUUUCAAUUACAAACUAUCAUUCAGCAUUGUCUUAAUGGCAAUAGUAAAUGCUAAUUACGAAUUCAUAAUGCCUGAUAAUUUACCUAAUAGCGAAAUAAAACUGCCAUAUGUUUUGGUAGGAGAUGAUGCAUUUCCUCUUAUGAACAACUUAAUGAAACCAUUUAGUAGAAGAAACCUGACCACAGAACAAGCUAUAUUCAAUUAUAGAUUAUCUCGUGCUAGACGUAUUGUGGAAAAUGCGUUCGGAAUAUUAUCAUCCCGGUUCCAAAUAUUGUUAAAAGAAAUUAAUUUGUGCCCAGAAAAAGCCACUCUGAUUGUUCUAACAUGCACUCAUUUACAUAAUUAUUUACGGAUGAAAAAAGUCGAGUCAUACUACCAAGGAGGUUUUGAUGUCGAAAAUACAAUGACAGGUGAGAUGGUAAACGCAGACUGGAAAUCAGAUCGAUUGUUGCUUCCUCUACAACAACUUUCAGGGCGAAAUACCACUGUAUCAGCAAAAGAAAUACGCCUAAAUUUCUCACAAUAUUUCAAUAGUGAGCAAGGAGCUGUACCAUGGCAGAACGACAGCAUAAAGUAG